AGUGAGGUCACAGAGCCCAGCGGUGCCCUCUGGAAAGACAGCCCGAGACCUAGAAUGAACUUUGACCAGAAGGCUGUGAAAUUCCUGGCAAAUUUUUACAUCAAUGGAGGCAAACACUGGACCCGGGGUCCCCUGAGUCAGCAACCUCUUCACCCUACCCAGCCCGAGGCUGCUGUGCUGUGGUGGGACCAGGAGCUUGAGGCAGCCUGGAACGAGAUGUGGCCCCCAAAGGCAAAGAGGGCCCCAAGUGGCUUCAGGUCAAAAAUGAGCACCCCCAAAGAGUCCACAUCUAGCUGCGUAGAGAGCCUGAGGAAUCUGUUGCAAGAGCGACGGCCCCCGAUCCUGACGGACCUGGAUGUCCCUGGCCCCACCAAGUAUGAAGUGCCCAGUGCGUCUCUUCGGGAGUCCUCUCCACAUCCCCAGUACACCAUGGGCCACAAGAACCCUGGUCGAGAGGGUGGUGGCCGUAGGGCAUGGCAGACCUUGUGGCUCCAAAGUGAAAGCCCCUUCACGCAGAAGACCGACUUCAACCGAGAGCGAAAGUGGCCAUCGCCCGCCGAGUACAGGCCGCUGAGCCAGCCUGCCUUCCCGGCCUUCAGUUUUGGAGGCCGCCGCCGCUCUGUUGUCAAGAUACCCAGGGAUUUACGCCCAGGGAUGCUACGAGCCCGAGGUCCUUGCGCCUAUACCCCACUCCUGGCUGCCUCGCAGCCCUCUGGCGAGAAGCGACCUAGUCCCAACACCUAUAACAUCCUUCCUGGGUACCGUCUGCAGAGCACACGCUCACCUGCCUUCUCCAUGAGUCGCUCCCCUGCGUUCGUCUCCUGGGUCAGCUCCUCCCGAACCCCAGGCCCGGCUGCCUACUACGUGGAAGACUGCUACAACUCUCGCUUCCCAUCUUCGCCGGGAGUGGUCAUCCAAGGAGUGCGCAGACCCAAGCGUCACGACACAGGCCCCUUCUGCACACUGUAGGCCCAUCGGGUAGAGACUGCAAAGCUGACCUCCCUUGAAGUUUUCCUGGGUUUCCUUUGGAACUCUGUCUGCAGCCUGGCCUUCUGACCAUCUAGACACCCCUCACCCACUCUUCUGGCUUACACUGUGUGCAACAAGAAGAGUCUUUCCAGGGCCCUCCUCCCCCUACUAUACUCAGAUGCAAAUGAUUCUUUUGAACUGUG
Molecule: messenger RNA, 1172 nt
Organism: Peromyscus maniculatus bairdii (prairie deer mouse)
Lineage: Eukaryota; Metazoa; Chordata; Mammalia; Rodentia; Cricetidae
Gene: Stpg3
Product: sperm-tail PG-rich repeat containing 3
Cellular component (GO): cytoskeleton
Source: RefSeq, a predicted model, not a curated record